Drosophila sulfurigaster albostrigata is the source of this 5757-nucleotide messenger RNA. It is a transcript of the gene Sb, whose product is annotated as serine proteinase stubble. Gene Ontology annotation, molecular function: serine-type endopeptidase activity. Gene Ontology annotation, biological process: proteolysis. NCBI's taxonomy places the organism in Eukaryota, Metazoa, Arthropoda, Insecta, Diptera, Drosophilidae. The record is from RefSeq and is a predicted model, not a curated record. Bases 1206 to 3461 code for a protein of 751 amino acids. The transcript is spliced from 11 exons.
UGCUUUGCCGGCCGCAGUUUGGUUUACACAGCGCUCGAGUGCGGAUCGGGUUCGGAUACGGUUACGGAUUUCUGUUUCAAUUUACUCGUGAACAUCUUGAACGCAGCCGUUGCCUGGAUCAUUAUUCCCCACGAGCUACAAAAAAAAAAAAUCACAACAAAAAAAAACCAACAAAAAGGUGCCUAAACUUUUGUAACACUUAUUAAGAUCUGCCUGCGGCAAUAGACAUCGAUUUUAACUCUGACUUCGACUUCAACUUCCACUUCAACAACAGACACACGACGCGCUGCAAUCAAUCAAAGAGACGCAUAAAUUUCUUGAAAUCAAAAACGAUCGACAAAAGCUAAUGCCACAUGAUCGUCGAUUACCCCCAUCCAUUUGCUGAUCGAACCUUACCAAAAGUGUGCACAAAUCAAAAUAAAAAAAAAUCAUAAGAAAGAGAAGAAAAAGUUAUUCAGUUAAAAAGUGAGAGUUUUCCACGCUUUUUAGAAAUGCGAGCGAGCGAGCAGCGAGACUGCCAAGCCCUAAAUGGAAAAGUGAAAAACUAUCUCAAAAUUGUGCAAUAAAAAAUAAAAGCAAAUUAAACAAAGGAAUCAACAUAAAAUUGUCGAAACGAAAAAAGAGAGAAAGAAAUUAAUUAAGACUGAAUUUGAGACGAAGUGUUAGUGUUUUGUUUGCGUGAUCGUGCAGUUAUUGCCCCAUAAAUUCGCCCACAAAUAUUUACAGAAGUUUAUUGCACUUGCAAGCGAGUGAAAAUCAAUUAUAAAAAAAGUAAAUACAAAAAAUAAACAAAUAAAAUCUUUCGUUAUAAUUUGAUUGCCAUUAUUAUACGCAGUUAUCGGUCGACUGGUGUUUUACUAACCAUGAAAACGUUGGAAAGUGUGCCAAUCUGAGAAAAUCAUAAACCAAAAGCUGUGUUGUUGUUCAAAAAGCAGCACUGGAAAAGUGCGAAUGCAAGUGCGUGAUCAAGAAAUAUCUGUGGCAAAAAUGCUAACAGUCAGUGAAAAUUAAAUUUGAUAAACCACAAGCCAAAUACAGUUUAUUGUUCUCAUCAAAAGACGAGUGAAACCCAAACUCAUUGCCAUCGUUAAGAGCGUUUGAGAGACAGUCGAAUUAAACUUCUGUGCAACGAACCAAUUACAGCCAUUUAUGGCUGGCAACCUUACAGUUAAUUGAGAGUCUAACAUGCGCCCGGCACGUUACAGAUGAAGCAAGCAACUUUAAUCAGACACAGACACAGAACCGCAGACCCGAAGAUGUGGCCCAAACAGCGUUGGCUAGUCAAGAGAGCAACUGCUGCGAUACCAGCGAGGAGCACACACCAAAUACUAGAAGUAUUACUAGCCUUAAUCUUAGUCAAUGGCCUUGCCUCAGCGACAGCAGCGCUUAUCACACCACCGGAUAGCAUCAGCAGCAGCAGCAGCAACAACAACUUCGAGUAUGAUUCGUUAUCCUCAAAUGAGGAUGACGACAGUCCGUCGUCCUUGCCCAGUUUCUAUCGCAGUCCGCAUCGCCUUGAUGGCUACUAUACGCCAGCGGAUCUGCAACGUAGCCACAACUACAAGAUUAGCCCAAAGCCGUGCUCCUUUGGUCGCGUCGAGGGCACCUGCAUGUUUGUCUGGGAGUGCAUCAAGUCCGAGGGCCAGCACGUGGGCAUGUGCGUUGACUCGUUCAUGUUCGGCUCCUGUUGUGCCCACAACUACACGGACAACAUUGUGCUGCCCCAGACCGCCUUCUCGUACACUCGACCCACUAAACCGUUGUCGCUGAGGCCGCGACCGCCACCUCAACCCCACAAGCCGCUGAUCAGCGGAAUGACAACCAUAGAACGUCCCCAUGGUGCUGGAACCUUGGUAAUUCGUCCAUCGGGUCCUCAUCAUCAGGGCCCACUGUCCAGGCCACAUCCAAAGCCAACGUCGCCGCCGGAUCUGCACAGUGCGGCUAGUCAGGCGACGGCCAGUUCCAAUAGUAUUUGGCAUACAUCAACGAACCAGCAGCAGGCACAACAUCAUCACUGGCACAUGACCACCGAGCCAAGUUUUAUUACCAAGCCACGACCCACCGGCUGGACCAAGCCCGGCAUCGUCAAUUUGCCAGCACCUCAGCGCCCCUCGAAGCCGCCAAAGCCCACAAAGAAGCCGAUUGUAUACGAGCGGCCACCGCCACCGUCACCUCAAACUCCAACGCCGGCGACGUCGUCAACGACAAUGAUUCUGUUUGGCCAGACAAAACCAAAACCCAAACCCAAACCGACCAGGCCUCAGCUGUCGCCGGCCACAUCAUUAGCCGCAUCGUCCUCAUCAGCAUUGCCAGCAACAUCAGCAGCAACAACAACAACGAAGGGCUCAACGACCACAACAACAACAACAACAACGAGGAGAACGACAACUACAACGACAACGACCACAAGAAAACCCAUAAAGCCCUACCAACGACCCACCACAGUGGGCACAACAACAACAAUGAGUACGACAACAACUACAGGAGCAGCUGCAUCGGCAGGAACAACAUCAACCGGGAGACCAAGUCCAAAUCCAAGCCAGAGACCAACGGCACAGCUGCCCACACGCCUGCCAGCCACGUCGGGCAUUGAAUCCAAUGAGAUAACGGACUCCUCCACACAUGAUGAAGCCGGCAAUGCGGCGACAAUGCUGGGCACCGUGAGGACCAUUUCGGCAGCACGAAGCGAGUGCGGAGUGCAGAUGCUGACGCGUCCAGAGACGCGCAUUGUGGGCGGCAAGAGUGCAGCCUUCGGUCGUUGGCCCUGGCAGGUGUCUGUGCGACGCAUCUCGUUCUUUGGUUUAUCCAGCACCCAUCGCUGCGGUGGCGCUUUGAUCAACGAGAACUGGAUAGCCACGGCGGGGCACUGUGUGGAAGACUUAGUUAUCAAACAGAUACGCAUACGCGUGGGCGAAUAUGAUUUCUCGCAUGUGCAGGAGCAGCUGCCAUACAUUGAGUGUGGCGUGGCCGAAAGGGUGGUGCAUCCCAAGUACAACUUCAAUUCGUACGAAUACGAUUUGGCAGUGGUGAAGCUGGAGCAGCCGCUGGAAUUUGCACCGCAUAUCAGUCCCAUUUGUUUGCCCGAAACGGAUAGUUUGCUGAUUGGCAUGAAUGCCACUGUCACUGGCUGGGGUCGUCUCAGCGAGGGCGGCACACUGCCCUCAGUGCUGCAGGAGGUGUCCGUUCCAAUUGUGAGUAACGACAAAUGCCAUUCGAUGUUUUUGCGCGCUGGUCGUCAGGAAUUCAUACCGGACAUUUUCCUAUGUGCUGGCCAUGAAACUGGCGGCCAGGAUUCCUGUCAAGGCGACUCUGGUGGUCCACUUCAGGCCAAGGCGCAGGAUGGUCGCUUCUUUCUCGCCGGGAUUAUUUCGUGGGGUAUUGGCUGUGCCGAGGCCAAUUUGCCGGGUGUCUGCACGCGCAUCUCGAAGUUUGUACCCUGGAUACUGGAGCAUGUCAGAUGAUAAUCGACAGAAUGAAUGGCUCCUCCACUCUUGUUAUUGUUUUAAUUUAUUAGUUAUAUCUUUAAGUUUGUGUGAUUUUAUUUUAAACGAAUCUUAAGCGUAGUUAGCUUCAAUUAAUAACAAUUUGCAUUGACAUUGGAUUUGUGCUCAACUCCCAUAACGUACAUAUAGUCAAGACUCCCCCAAUAAGUUAGUCUAGCGAAAAUUCUUUGUAGGCUGAUCUUAAGUUCUUUCUAUCGGAUUCGAAUCGUUUUAAAUGAUAUAAGAAGAGUAGCAUCGAUAUAUCUGUAUAUAGACUUAGUAAACGUAGCAAAAGUCAUUUUUAUUGUGCAGUUGUUGGUAUUGUAGUUUAGGCAUAUUUAACAAUUAAUUACAACUUAUAUAAUUUAUAAACAAAUUGCAUACAAACAUCAUUAUGUUGUAUCUUGCCCAAAGAACAAGUUUAUUUAUAAAGAUGAGCUCAAAUAAAUUUAUUACGAAAAUAAAAAAAAUUAAGACGAAAUCGUUUUAGGGGACAAGCGAAAUCAAGAGAUAAUUAAAAAGUCUAUUAUCUUGAAGUCACAUCUAUGAAGCAACCAUAAAUUUAAGAAAGAAGAUUAAUGUGAUCAAUGAAUUUCAAGAGCACGAAAAGAUGGGAAAGAAAAUGAGAUUUCAUAGUAGAUUGGCGCAUAUUAUUAAUAUUAAUAAUACUGCAUAAGCAACAAUGCUGAGCUGAAUUUUGAAUUUAAGGAAAAUGAAAGUAAGUAUAAGUAGGAGAAAAGUUUUGUAAUAAAUUACAAAUAUUCUAAUUCGAAGAUAAUUUUUGCGUAAGUAAAAGUUAAUCAAAUUUACUUACUGAUUAAGCUGCCCUCGCUGCGUUUGUGAGAGAUGAAUAGAGACAACGUCAAUUAUGCAUUAUCAUUAUUACAAUCUUCAGCUGAAUCUCGCGUGAAUUGAACUCGCAGCCAAGUCGUCUUCAGCUUCCAUGUCAAGUGCGUAAAUGAUGUACAACAAUUGCAGCUAACGGCAGCGGCAAUUUCGAUUCGAUUCGUUUCGAUUCAUUCAUUAACUUUUCAGUCAGCAACCAUGUUCGCCGCAGGCCAUUGGAAUGAUUGGCACAAUCGAUUUGCCGACAGAGAUGUGUCUGCGGCCGAUUGUGGUACGUGAAGAUAAGAUGUUCCCAUCGAGUUGCGAAUUUCACUUUUCAUCAUUGACAUUUGACACCAGUGGAACAAUUAAUCACGAAGCCAACAAAAGCUACCAAAUUGUUUGCCAAAUUGCUAUGAAAGAUUCUGAUUUGUCGUUUUCACUUUUGAUACGCGACUAGACUUUUAUUGCAGGCAACAAAAGAGAGCCCUCCAAAUACAUAAUACAGAGUUUGUGUAGCUCUAUGCGAAAGUAGUAUAUAUAAAGAUCAGGAAUAACAUAGAAAUUGUAGCACUGUCAACGGCCGUUUCAGUCGUGUAUCCUCGUUUUUCACAUUUUCGUUCGUAUAUCGCUUACUUCUUCUUGGGGAAGAGUGAUUCUUUAGCCUCAUCGACAAGAUCCAGCGCCAAAUACUUCAGAUCCUGCAGGGAUGUGGGGAAGUUCUUGAUGGGCUCAAUGGGAACCUCCUCUCCUGGCUUCACGCCCUUGAUGAAAUUGUAGGCUACCGCGAAUAUCUUGCGGCCCUCGAACAAGACAAUGCGCGCAUUUUCCUCAGCCUGUCGUGGAUAGCACAAGGAGGCGACAGUACCGGCACCAAUGGUCGUAUACACAAUCUUCUUGAAGACGCCGCCACGUGCUGCGAAGAUGAAACCCGCCAAGCCGCCCAUGACAAUAGCACCGCUGCGAUGCAUCGAGUUCUGUGGCUCGUUCAGGAAGUCUAUGGAACGCUGUGUGUGAUCCUUAGCCGUCUGGUAAUAGUCCGAGACCACCGAUGUGCGUUCCGCAACCAUGUUAUAGCCGCUCUUCAGCUCCAAGCGCACUGUGCGCACACCGCUUUCCAGAUUCGUGUAAAGCGCAUUUUUUGACUGGGCUCGCUCUGAAUGGCUUUUGGGCCUGGGGGAUGAUUGAUAUAGAGAUCCAUAUGUAGGCAUAAAUGAUUGGCACUCACUUUGAUGGCCGCAAGCUACCGUACACGGGCAGAUCACUGGGUUUGCACACCAAGGGAUCAGUUGUCGGUGUGCUUUGUGGUGUUGCGGCGCCGACUGCGACGGCAGCAGCAAUCAUUGAUGAUGUGCGUAGCAUUCUUAAUCUGUUGCUACUGGCUACUCGUUAAGCACUAACGUCGUGAAGUGUCUGCAAAUUUAUCGGUUUUGGUUAAUGAUUAGAAUUU